AUGGAUCCAAGUUUAUAUCAACAACGCCAACAACAGAACCGUGUUCCUUAUCCAUUUCCUGGUAACCCUCAAGCUGGAUCAGCUAAUGUCAUGGGUACUGGCAUAUACUCCCCGCAAUACUUACCAGCUAACAUGACUAACAAUACCGGAUAUUUACAGUCAAGUAACAUCAACCCCAUGAUGCCCACUUCUGGUCGCCCGGUAUACCCUGUCCCUGUCGCCUCUAUGACAUCUAUGACAACUAAUGGCAUGCCCGCGGCGAAACGAGUUGCUCUUGCACCUAAUCCUCAAAUGCAAAGUAUGUUUUCAAAUAUUACGCAAAAUCCUGGUCAAAAUCAACUAUUUGCAACUGCUAGUGGGUUUCCCAAUCAGCAACAAAUGAUGAACUCCGGAAGAUCAGUGCCCACACAAUCAUUUGUAAAUACUGACCAAAGUAUUGAGGGAAAAACUCCGAUACCGAUGCAGUCUAAUAAUUAUGCAUCAUCGCCAAAUAUAAAUAAAUAUUAUGGUCAAUUUCAACAACCGACGCCAACAAAGGCAAAUCCUAUCGGAAAUAUGGGAUCAAAUUUUAAUAACCUUUUAAAUCAAUCACAAUCUUCACAUUCCCAACAACCAAAUCAAGCGAUACAAAAUUCUAUGCCACAAGAUGAAAGUCAAGUUGAUUGGUUAGAAUUAGGUGAUGAUGAGGACAUUGUAUAUGAUUUUAAUUGUUCAACUGAUGCAACUGGUAACCUUGGAGGAAAUUGGAAUGCCAAUCCAUUACAAGGAAAUUUGAAUUAUCCAUCUCAAUCAAAGUCAUAUGCGACAAUUAAUCAAAAUGAACUUGGUUAUAACUUUUCUAAUAUUUCACCAAUUUCUUCGUCAUCGAGUAAUGUUUCGCAGAAUUUAUCUCCAAAAGAAAUUCAACAUAAUUCAAUAGGAAUGCUUUCUUCUCGAUCUCCUAAUCCUAAUCCCAUUAAUAUUUCUUCAAAUCUAGUAGAUGAAUCAAAUUCUGCAUCGGUAAUAUAUAACCAGAAUCAAUCUAUUAAUCUUAAUCAAACAACACAAACAGUAUCCCAAAUUGGACAAUAUAAUAAAAUUCCAUCUAAAGAUCAUUUGGCUUCAAAUUCUAUGAUUAGAGGUUAUUCUCAACAAUCUGCACAAUCUUCUUCAAUAUCACCUGAAAUACCUUCUUCGACUUCUAACAUUCAAAAUACAGUGAUUGAUCCUUACAAACAAACAUCAUCAUCACAAGCUGUAGAUUCUUCUACAUUAACAUCAAAUAAAUCGAACACAAUUAUAGGUCAUAUAGAUCCCAUGCAACAAAUAACCUCUUCACAAGAAAAUCAAGCAGAUUCUUCCAUUAUGCCCGUCUCGGAAAAUCAAAAUGCAUAUACAAAUCCCCAAAUAUCAAAUAAUAUGUCGAGAGUUCCCUCUUCAACUAUUAGUCCUCCUAAAACCGAGAAAUCUCCUUCCGUUCCUUCCCCACAAUCUCAAUCUCCUAAUCCUAAUACAACGACUCCAAUAUCACCACCAAAAAAUACAACCCCUAGACCUCAAAAAGUUAAUUAUUGCCCAAAAAUACGUCGUGUCGAGUCUUAUGGUGGUUACGAUAUGAAAGCUUUCGAAAAUUUUUCGAUACCUUUGCAUUUACCCGCAAUACAGGAUUUAGUUGAUAUACAUGCGCUCACAAUGUCUUUAAAGUGUGGCAUGAAAUUAGAAGUCGCAAAUGCACUUAAUACCUUAACCACACUUUCUCAUUAUCAGAUUCAGGAUGAAAAUACAAUAUCUCAAAGAAAAUUCAAAUCAUAUAAACAAUUAUAUCAACUUGUUAAACAAGAAUGUGAUGGAUUUUCAGAAGUGGCGUAUGGAAAAUCAUUUGCAUCAGAAGAAUGGUUACCAUUACAUGAACAAUGUUGGUGUACAAUCAAUAUGAUAAGAAAUUUUUCAUUCAUGAAUGAAAAUCAUGAGCAUUUAGCGUCACAUCCAAGAUUACUUUAUGUACUCAUGCGAACUCUUUAUGUGGGUGAGGAUGAUGGUUCAAAUGAAAUAAUAAAAGUAAUAUCUAAAACAGAUGAAAAUGGAGAGAGAAUGAUUCUUAAAAGGGCUUAUGAUGUUCUAGAAUUACGUAAAAGUGUUUUAAUAAUUUUAUCAAACAUUGCAGCUUAUCUUCAAUUACCUUCAAUAAAUAUCGCAAAAGAUUUAUUAGUGAUAAUUAUUGACUUUUUGGAUUGUUCGGAUGAUUAUUAUGCUCAGGUAGCUUUAGAAGUUUUUUCUAAAAUAUCUGUAUCGUACGAGAAUAGAUUACGAAUUGGUGGGUGUGAUGAAGAAACAUUAACAAUGGCUUUUGAAAGAUUGGCAAAAAUGUUAAAUCUAAGAGAAAGUAGUUUCGGAUUAGGUAUUGGAGGUGUCACUCGUCCUUCGAUGAACAAUUUAUCUUUUCUUGCAACUUUGGUAAUGGCAUGUUUUAAUUUUGCCAGCCUUAGUGGAGAAUCAAUGAGAAAAAAGAUGAUUUCUACACCAGGAUUCAUAAGCAGAAUGCUUAAAUUGUCAACAACUUUGGCAAAUAUUCGAGGAAAUAAUAAUGAUGAAGAUUGUCUUAUGUUAGCAAGAAGAGCUAUGGAGAUGCUCAAAGUGUUAGCAAAAGGGAAUGAAGAAAGUUUUCUUGUAUACACUUCACAAUUAUUGGAAGCUUUAUUAACACCUUACAUAGAUCCUGUAGUUAUUAAAGAUCUAGAAGCAGUAAUUUACCCUGGUGAUGUAUGA
Molecule: messenger RNA, 2745 nt
Organism: Diversispora eburnea
Lineage: Eukaryota; Fungi; Glomeromycota; Glomeromycetes; Diversisporales; Diversisporaceae
Source: the annotation of a GenBank genome assembly